AUGAACGUGACACUUGGAAUUCCACGUUUGCAAGAAAUUGUGAUGGCUGCUGCACGUGAUAUCAAAACUCCGGAAGAUGCCAUUUGUCUUGCAGACAAAUUGAAGAAAAUCACUGUAGCUGACAUAAUUAAGAGUAUGAAAGUUUCUGUUGUACCAGUAACCGUUUUUGGUGGUCAGGUUUGCAGUAUAUAUAAACUUGUGAUGAAGCUAUAUAAACCUAAACAGUAUCCAAAAUACACUGAUAUUACCAUUGAAGACUGGGAGGACACUUUAAGAGUUGUCUUUGUGAGAGAGUUGGAGGAUGCCAUUGAAAAUCAUAUGACAUUGCUUUCUAAAAUUAGUGGCAUAAAAAAAUUCAAGACAGAUCCACAAUCUAAUUAUUCAAACAGCUCAGAAGAUGCUCAUGGCAAUGAAUCAGAAUCAGAAAGGAAAGGUCAAAAUAAUGAUAAUGAUGAUGAAGAUGGUGUUGUUGAAGACACUGAAGGGUAUGAAGAUCUUGGAUCAGAUGCACAAAAGAGGAAACGGCAAGGUACUGAUGAGGUUGAUUAUGAGGAUGGUCCUGAAGAUGAAACACAUGAUGGUGAUCUCUCAGAGGAAAUUGAAAAUGAUGAGGAUGGCAGUGAUGUGGAUGUUAAUGAGAAUGGUAUUAAUAUGACAAUUGAUGCUAAUAAUUCUGAAGGACUUGAAAAACCCUCCAAGUCCAAGUCCAUUGAUGAAAAGAAUAGUUUGAAACGAAACAAGAAAAAACUUGAAGCAAUAACAAAAAAAUAUGAUAGGGCAGUUUUUGUGAAAGCUAAAGGGAUGCAAUUCGAGAUCCACUUUAAAUUUACCGGUGAACCUGACAUUUUGUUAACUCAGAUCGCUCAGAGAACGGCCAAGAAGGUUUGCAUUCAAAAUUUUGGAAAGGUUGGUGAAUGUAAAGCUGUUACAUGUAAAGAAAGUGGAGUGAUCUACUAUGGUGAAGCUGGCCGAAAUAGGGAUGAUAUUCCAGCUUCUGUGAAAGAAACAAUACCGGCACUGCAGACAUCAGGGGUACAUUUUAAAACAUUCUGGGAGUUGCAUGAUGAUCUUGAUGUUAGGUACAUUUAUUCAAACAACGUGGAUGCUAUGCUAAGAACUUACGGGGUGGAAGCAGCCAGGGAGACCAUCAUCAGGGAAGUUCAAAAUGUUUUCAAAUCUUAUGGGAUAUCGGUAAAUAUCCGGCACUUGACACUCAUUGCUGACUUUAUGACGCACUCUGGUGGCUAUCGCCCAAUGAACAGAACCGGGAGCAUAGCAGACUGCACAUCCCCUUUCAUCAAAAUGUGCUUUGAGACAGCUUCCAAAUUUAUUGUUGAAGCAGCUUAUCAUGGGCAGGUGGACAACUUGGAGACACCAUCUUCCAGAAUUUGUCUUGGUUUGCCUGUGAAGAUGGGAACCGGAUGCCAUGACCUAAUUCAGAAGCUGGAGAUAUGA
Molecule: messenger RNA, 1455 nt
Organism: Sphenostylis stenocarpa
Lineage: Eukaryota; Viridiplantae; Streptophyta; Magnoliopsida; Fabales; Fabaceae
Source: the annotation of a GenBank genome assembly